AUGACUGCGGCACGCUUCGCCUGGCCGGCAGUGCUGCUCUUCCUUGCGUCGUUCGCGGCCCUCGCGCUCGCCGCGGUGGAUCCCGCGAGCUUCAUGGAUGAAGCGAAGGGCAUCGAGGAUUGGCUCGUCGCAGUGCGCCGAGAGUUCCACUCGAUUCCAGAGCUGAUGUACGAGGAGCACAAGACGAGCGCCGCGAUCCGGAAGCACCUCGACGAGCUGGGCAUCAAGUACCAGUUCCCCGUCGCGGGUCAGACGGGCGUCGUGGCAGAAAUCGGCUCAGGCGCACCGAUCGUGGCCCUGCGUGCCGACAUCGACGCGCUCCCGAUCCUCGAGGAGACGGGGGUUGAGUUCAAGAGCCUGACGAACGGCAAGAUGCACGCCUGCGGACACGAUGCGCACAUCACCAUGCUCCUCGGAGCCGCCAAGCUCCUGAAGAGCCACGAGGCGGAUCUGCACGGCACGGUGCGUUUGAUCUUCCAGCCCGCGGAGGAGGGCGGCGCUGGCGGGCAGAAGAUCGUCGAGGAGGGCCACCUCGAGGGCGUGUCCGGGGUGUUCGGGUUCCACGUCUGGCCGGGCCUCCCCAGCGGGCUGGUGGCCACGAGCGAGUCGGCCAUCAUGGCGGGUUCGCGGCAGUUCAACGUGCGCAUCAAAGGGCGCGGAGGGCACGCCGCGAUGCCGCACCUGUCGCGGGACCCUAUCGUUGCGGCCUCGGCGGUGGUGUCGUCGGUGCAGACGCUCGUGGCGCGCGAGCUGAGCCCGCUGAGAUCGGCUGUGGUGUCGGUCACGGCGGUGCACGGCGGCGAGGCGUACAACGUGAUUCCCGACGAAGUGGAGCUGCGGGGGACGAUCCGCGCGCUCGAGGACAAGACGAUGAAGUACAUCAGCAAGCGGUUCCAGGAGGUCGUGCAGGGCAUCGCGAAGGGGCACGACUGCGAGGCUGUGGUGGACUGGCGCGAGGACGAGCACCCGUACUAUCCGCCGACAGUGAACGACGCAGCCAAGGCGAAGUUCGCACUCAACGUGGCUGCGGGGCUCGUCGGCGAGGACAACGUGCGGCUCACGGAGCCGUCCAUGGCCGGGGAGGACUUCGGCUUCCUGACUCAGGCCGUCCCGGGGGCGUUUGUGUGGCUGGGCAUCAAGAACGAGACAGCGGGCGCUCUGCACGGGCUGCACACGCCGCGGUUCACGCUCGACGAGCAGGUGCUACACCGCGGCGCGGCCCUGCACUCCGCGCUUGCCGUGCGGCAUCUGGCGGCCGCAGCGGGCGAUGCCAGCCGCUCCGAGCUGUGA
This is a messenger RNA of Pedinophyceae sp. YPF-701, 1290 nucleotides long. NCBI's taxonomy places the organism in Eukaryota, Viridiplantae, Chlorophyta, Pedinophyceae. The record is from the annotation of a GenBank genome assembly.